AUGCUUGAAUUACGACUAGCACAAGGAAACCUUCUGAAAAAGGUCUUAGAACCGAUCAAAGAUAUAGUGGAUGAAGCCAACUUCGAUUGUUCAAAGACAAGUUGCUCUUUACAAGGUCAUAGACCAAUGGAUUUUGUUGAGCUCUUGCUAAGAGCUGAGGGUUUUGAGCAUUACAGAUGUGAUAAGCAUUACUUGAUGGGGAUGAAUCUUAAUUACAUGUCUACCAUGUUUAAGUGUGCUGGUAAUGAUGAUAUUAUCACUAUUAAGGCUGAUGAUGCAAGUGAUAAGGUUAAUUUCGUGUUUGAGAGCCCCAACAAGGUUAAAGUUUCUGAUUUUGAGAUGCACUUGAUGGACAUAGACGUUGACCGGUUCGAUUUCCCUGAAGCCGAAUAUGAUGCCAAUAUAAGGAUGCCUUCAGCUCAAUUUGCCAAGAUUUGCAGAGAUUUUAGCCAAAUUGACGACACUGUUGUAAUCUCCGUGAUAGAAGAAGGUGUUAAGUUUUCGAUAACAGGUGAAAUUGGAACUGCAAGUGUUGUCUGCAGACACACACCGUCUAACAAGCCUGAAGAAGCCACAUUAAUAGAGAGGAAUAAGUCAGUGGAACUGCCAUUUUCACUAAGAUACAUGAUCUCGUUCAUCAAGGCAACACCGAUCUCGAACACUGUCACAAUCAGUAUAUCUUCAAUGCUUCCUCUUGUGGUUGAUUACAACACUGCAGAGAUGGGUUAUAUUCGGUUACAACACUGUAUCACAUUAUAUCUCAUUUAUGUUGAUUGUCAUGGUGUUCUUGUUAAUGAGGCCUUGCAUCACAUAGUGAAUUCCGAAGAAUUGGAUUCAUCGAGUAAGUUCAUUGCUAUUUUUGAUCUUCAGAAUGAGAGUUUCUUGCUUAUGGACUGCUCAAAAUUUUGGGGUGAGGGUGAGAGGUGUGAGGGAGAAACAAUGGUGGAGAAGAAGUAG
Messenger RNA from Spinacia oleracea (spinach), 957 nucleotides. RefSeq names its product proliferating cell nuclear antigen-like. Gene Ontology annotation, cellular component: PCNA complex. The coding region runs from base 1 to 957 and encodes 318 amino acids. Gene Ontology annotation, molecular function: DNA binding; DNA polymerase processivity factor activity. The record is from RefSeq and is a predicted model, not a curated record. Gene Ontology annotation, biological process: regulation of DNA replication; mismatch repair; leading strand elongation. NCBI's taxonomy places the organism in Eukaryota, Viridiplantae, Streptophyta, Magnoliopsida, Caryophyllales, Amaranthaceae. The transcript has 5 exons.